Tinamus guttatus (white-throated tinamou) is the source of this 493-nucleotide messenger RNA. Lineage: Eukaryota; Metazoa; Chordata; Aves; Tinamiformes; Tinamidae. The record is from RefSeq and is a predicted model, not a curated record.
GAAGGUGACCCUGCUAGUUGUGGGCUUGGACAAUGCAGGCAAAACCACCCUGGUCACGGAGCUCCAGAGAGCGCUGGCCGGCGAGGCGCUGCCCAUGGCAAAGCCCGGCCAGACCCACCUCCGCGUGGACCGCUUUGAGGUGACGCUGCUGGACCUGCCCGGGACACAGCGGGCCCGUGGCGCCUGGCGCAGCCACUAUGGCGCUGCCCACGGGCUGCUCUUCGUGCUUGACGCCAGCGCCCGUGCACGCAUGGAGGAGGCCAGGAAGGCCUUGGCUCGCGUCCUCAGCCAUCCCAAGGUGUCCGGGAAGCCGCUCUUGCUGCUGGCCAACAAGCAGGACGAGGCGGACGCGCUGCUGCCCUGCGAGCUCAUCGAGUGCCUCUCCCUGGAGCAGCUCGUGAACGCCAGAGGAGAGCGCCAAGGGCGCCACAAGGAGGAAGAGGAAGGCGAAGGCGAGGAAGAAGGGCUUGGGGCCAGCCAGGGGCUCAGUUGA